UUAAGAGGCAGGUCUGGAGGUUGUGGCCAAUUGCGAAUUCUAGGGUUUAAGGGCGCCAUUUUUCCGAACUCGGCGGUGCGAACCAACAUCAGCAACGCAUGUUCUCUAGGGCUUAGCCAAUUCCCUCGUUCCCUUGUCUUUACCCUCUCUCUUCUUGUUCCUCUGCUCCGUUAAUGUCGGAAAACUCCAUGGAUUCCAAGGGGAAUGAUGCUGCCACUAAUGGCGAACAUGAGGACGCCAAGCCCUUGAACCACAAAGACGAUGGAAGUAGACAUGAUCCUCCCUCUCAUGGCGACGGAGCGAGUGCGGGGAAAAUCUUCGUUGGAGGUUUACCGCGGGAAACGACUUCUGCACAAUUUGUUAAACAUUUUGGUGAUUAUGGAGAAAUUACGGACUCUGUUAUAAUGAAGGACCGGAAGACUGGACAUCCCCGCGGAUUCGGGUUUGUGACUUAUGCUGAUCCCUCUGUGGUAGAUAAAGUCAUUGAGGACACACAUAUUAUUAAUGGGAAACAAGUGGAAAUCAAGCGUACAAUACCCAAAGGAUCUUCCAGCUCUCGUGAUUUCAAGACCAAGAAGAUUUUUGUGGGUGGAAUUCCUACGUCUGUAGACGAAGAUGAGUUCAGGGACUUUUUUAUGCAAUAUGGUGAGGUUAAGGAACACCAGAUUAUGCGGGACCACUCCACUAGUCGGUCUCGUGGGUUUGGUUUUAUUACAUUUGAGACAGAGCAAGCAGUUGAUGAUCUCUUGGCAAAUGGAAACAGACUUGAGUUGGCAGGCAGUCAGGUGGAGAUCAAGAAGGCAGAGCCAAAAAAGUCUAAUCCACCUCCACCCCCUUCUAAAAGAUACCAUGAUUCAAGGCCAAGUUACAGUGGUACCUAUGGGGAUGCAUAUGGGGAGUUUGGAGGUGGUGGGUAUGGUGGUGGUUUUAGGGCUGGUGGACCGUAUGGUGCUCGAGGUGGUGGAUAUGGUGGAUAUGGUGGAAAUGAUUUUAGUGGUUAUGGAAUGUAUGGUACUGGUGGCAUUGGAGCUUACAGAGAAGACCCCUCUAUGGGGUACUCUGCUCGUUAUGGAGCAGGCUUCAGUAGAGGUUAUGAUUUUAGAGGUGGUUAUGGUGGACCUGACGAGAGUUAUGGUGCAUAUAACAGCAGUGCUGCUCCUAAUACUGGUGGGUAUGCAGGUAGCUAUGAUAUGGGCAUUGGCACUGGAUACCCUUCCGGUGGUAGAGGCUCCUUUUAUGGAAGUAGAGGAGGAGGCGGAGGAGGAGGUGGUGGUGGAGGAGGAGGAUAUGAUGGUGCAGGGAGUGCUCCAAGUGGUCGAUAUCAUCCGUACGGACGGUAGUAACUAGUGGUGGGGAACCUUUGUUAAUUGAUGUGCUACCAGGACGGCAAUGCUGAUAAGUUCCCGGUCCUCAAAAUUAUGAUAAAUAUGUGUGCCUCUUACCGUCACAAGAUUCCUGCCAUGUUCAUCAUGAUCACAAUUUUCAGAGAUUUAGAAUUUGACUGUACAAUUGAUUGUGACUAACUUGCUGGAGAUUGUGCUAAGAUUAUGUAUCACCCAUAUAUGCCAUUAAUUUCUUCAUUUUGCUAUCAACAUUUACGUUGUUUUAUUGACAUGGUUAUUUUGAAGAAUGUUUAAUGAAUUGGAAUUUUUCGGUUUCCUUCUA
Cucurbita maxima (winter squash) is the source of this 1665-nucleotide messenger RNA. Its product is annotated as heterogeneous nuclear ribonucleoprotein 1. The transcript has 6 exons. The coding region runs from base 174 to 1340 and encodes 388 amino acids. Lineage: Eukaryota; Viridiplantae; Streptophyta; Magnoliopsida; Cucurbitales; Cucurbitaceae. The record is from RefSeq and is a predicted model, not a curated record. Gene Ontology annotation, cellular component: nucleoplasm. Gene Ontology annotation, biological process: regulation of gene expression. Gene Ontology annotation, molecular function: RNA binding.